UUUUUCCCUUUCAAAUAGUAUCAGGAAUAUCCUAAACACCCUCAGUGACCGGUCCUUUGACUACUCAAUGGUUCUGACAACUCAUGAAGACAAGAGGGAACACAUGGAUGAGGAUCACCCUCUGAAUCAGAUGGUCAGAGCCUGUAGAGGGAGGCAGCACCUCCGCAACCACACUCAAUUUAUUGCAGAUGUUGACAAGAUUGUAAAGGAGAAUGGAGGAGACUAUCUCACCUGUGAUGUAUUUGAAGAUGCUACAAGUGACAUGUUACAAGGGAAAGAGGAAAUCCACAGGAGUAAAACUGAUGGAAGUCUCAAAUCUUCCUCUGAGGAAGAACUCGGAAAGGAUGUUUUGGAACAAGGUGAAUCAUCACAAUUACACAAUUGGGAGAAAGUAAAAAAAAUUGGUUUGACGUUGCUUAAGCAAUCAUGGAGUGGAGAAAGAUGUGUGUCUCAACUCAGGAUAGUGUUGCUGGGGAGGAGUGACGACAAGAAGAAAACAGUGGGUAACAUUAUCCUACAGCAAAGGGCUUCUCCAGCAAUAGGCCUCUCUGCUGGUUUGUUUGGCAAAAAACAGCAAUGUGAGUCAGCCAGUGGGAAGGUGAAUGGCAUGUCUGUUACUGUUGUAACGACUCCAGACUUCUUUGCUCUGCCUGUGAAGUCCCUGAUGCAGGAGAUGGAGAGAUGUAAGUCCCUCUCUGCUCCUGGGCCUCAUGGGGUUCUGCUGGUGUUGAAGCCUGAGGACUUCACAGAGGAGAACAGAAACACAUUCAAGUUGAUCCUGAGCAUAUUUGGUAAAGAGGCCUUCAAGUACUCAAUGGUGAUCAUUACUCACGAGGGAGUCGCAGGAAAUCCUCAUCUGAGACAAAUGAUUGAAGAAUGUGGAGGAAGGCAUCAUGAAAUGUACAAACAAGGAAGUGACCACAAUGAGUUAACUGAAAAGAUAGAAAAGAUGGUAGAGGAGAAUGAAUGGAGAUACCUCACCUCCAAUGAAGAGACGACACAUGAUACCAUGACACCAAAGGCUCAGAGACUGAACGUGGUGCUGUGUGGCAGAAGAGGAGCUGGGAAGACUUCAAUAGCCAAAGCCAUACUGGGUCAGACAGAGUCCAGUCCAAAGUCCAGCUCCUCCUCAGUGUGUGUGAAGAGAGAAGGAGAGGUGUGUGGUCGGCCGGUCACCCUCAUCGAGCUGCCUUCUCUGUUUGGAACACAUCUCACUCAGAAGGAAGUGAUGCGUGAGACUUUCAACUGUGUCUCUCUCUGUGACUCUGGAGUCCAUGCUUUCCUCAUGGUCGUACCUUUGGGUCCAAUUACUGAUGAAGACAAAGGAGAGCUGGAGACCAUCCAGAAGAUUCUCAGCUCACGAGUCAAUGACUUUGUCAUGGUCCUGUUUAGACAGGAUAACAUUCCAGUUGAUAAAACUGCAGUUGACUUUGUGGAACAAAAUGCAGACAUAAAGCAACUGAUCAAGAUAUGCGGAAGGCGGUUUAACAUCUUUGAUGCUUCAAAGAUUGAGAACUCUAAGCAGACAACAGAACUUGUAACAGAAAUCAUCAAAAUGAUGGAUCAGAACAGAACCUGCUACACUCUGUACAUGUACAUGGAGGCUAAACACCAAUCAGAACUGGACCAAAACAGAAGAAUCAAGGAUUUAGAGGAGAGAAUCAGGAACAUGUCACAAGGUGCUGAAAUGGAGUGUUCCAGCACAGAGUGCAUAAGGGUGGUGCUGAUUGGGAAAACUGGCAAUGGGAAGAGCUCCUCUGCAAACACUAUCCUGGGCAGAGAUGAUUUUAAGUCUAAAUCCAGCACUGAUUCUGUGACAACAGUUUGCAAGAAGGCAGUCGGCAGAGUUGAUGGAAUAACAGUUUCUGUGGUGGACACACCUGGACUUUUUGACACAACAUUGUCUAAUAAAGAUGUUCAGCAAGAGAUAGUGAAAUGUGUUUCCCUGUCAGCUCCUGGUCCCCAUGUGUUUAUCAUAGUGUUGAGUAUCGGGAGAAUCACGAAAGAGGAGCUGGACACUUUGGACCUCAUAGAGAAAACCUUUGGUCCACGGGCAGGAAUGUUCUGCUUAGUUCUGUUUACUAGAGGAGAUAACUUGGAAAAUGAUUCAAUUCAAGAUUACAUUGGGAACAGCAAGAUUGCCAAACUGCAUAAACUGAUCAGAGAUUGUGGAGACAGACUUCAUGUCUUCAACAACAAAGAGAAAAAUGACUGCACACAGGUCAAUGAGCUGAUUAAGAAGAUGAACAAAAUGGUGUCCAUGAACAAGGGCAGUUUCUACACCAAUGAGAUGUUCCAGGAGGCAGAGGCAGCCAUUAAACAAAAACAGGAAGCAAUACUGAAGGAGAGAGAGAUGGAGAUAAAGGCUGACAUGGAGAAACUGAAGGUCAGACAUGAAACAGACAUGGAAAAGAUGAAGUUAAAGUUGGAAGAGGAGAGAUUGAAAGUUCAGCGGGAAAGACAGCUGAGAGAAAACAUGUUGAGAGAGAGAGAAGAAGCUAUUAGAAAAGAACAUGAAGACAAGGAGAAAGCAGAGAAGGAAGAAAGAGAGUUGGAGGACAAAAAAAGGAAAGAGGAUGAAAAGUUGAAAAAAGAAAUAUGGGACACAGAAAAAGAGAAGAUGGAAAAAGAGAUAAAAACUCAGGAAAUAAAGUUGGAGAAACAACAAAGAGAAAAGGAAGAAGAAUAUAAAAUGAGGUUGGAAAAACUGAGAAAAGAAGAGAAAGACAAAGAAGAACGGCAAAUAAAUCAGGAAUGGAAGUUUGAUAAACUAAAAAGGGAACAGGAGGAAGAAAUUAAAAGGAGAGAGAAAGAAGAGGAUGAGAGGAGAAAGAAGGAAGAGAAAGAAAGACAAGAGUGGCAAAGCAAAAUAGAGGAAGCAGAGAAAGGUCAAACAGAACUCCAAAAGGUCAUGCGUAGAGAAAAAGAGGAAUGGGAGGAACAAUUGAAGAAAGAAAGAGACAGACAACAGGAAGAAGAAAGGCUGAGGAGACAGAAGGAGGCAGACACUCUUGUAGAACAAGAGAAAAAACAGAGGAGAUUGAGAGAGGAGUUUGAAAGAGAGAGGGAACGAGAUAGAAUAAAGAUGAAGGAAUCAGAAGAGCAGAGGAGAGAAACCGAGCAGAAAGAAAGAGAACGAAUAGAAAAAGACUUUGAAGAAAAGAGGAGAGAGUUGACAGACAAAAUGACAACGCAACGAGAGCAGUGGGAGAGAGAACGUGGAGAGGAACAUGAAAGAAGAAUUCAAGAGGAUGAAAAUAGAAGAGUGGAGGAGAGACUAAGACUAAGAAAACUGGAGGAAACACUUCACCAAGAACGUGAAGAAGAGAAUAUGAGGAAAGAGAAGGAAGAUAAAGUCAGGAGAGAACAAGAAGAGAAGAAAUGGAAAGAAAUGAGGGCAGAUUAUGAAAGGAAAACAAAAGAAAUGAUGGAUAAAUAUGAACAAGAGGCCAGAAGACAUGCAGAGGAAAUGAAUAACUUUAAAGAGAAAUAUGAAAAUGACUUCCAAAAACUAUUGGAUCAACAUGAAGAAGAGAAGGAGAAACUGAUAUUAAAGCACAAAGGGGAGUAUGAUCUUUUGAAUGCUCUAUAUGGUCAUGAUAAAACAAAACUCACUGAGAAAAUCAAUGAAUUACAAGAGACGCAUGAGGAAGAGAUAAAGCACCUGUAUAAAUGUGUUGUACAGUGAGUAUCUUGAGCCCUAUUUGAAUGGGAUUGGUAUAAUUAAGCAAUAAGGCCCAAGCCGGUGUGGUAUAUGGCCAAUAUACUGUACCAAGGCGAAGGGUUGUUCUUAUGUACGACGGAGCCCCUGGAUACAGCACUUAGCCGUGGUAUAAUGGCCAUAUGCUACAAACCUCUGAGGUGCCUUAUUGCUGUUACCCACACAAUUAGAGCAGUAAAAAUAUUUUUGGGUCAUACCUGUGGUAUACGGUCUGAUUUUCCACGGCUUUCAGCCAAUCAGUAUUCAGGGCUGAAAGCACCCAAUUUAUUAUAACAAAUAAACAUUGUAACUUAAUACCUGAAAUGUAAAUAUAUUUUUAAAUAGACUGCGGUGAUAUGAGCAGCAGUGUGAACCAAAGGUAAUUCAGAGUGAGCGUGAUGCAAGAGGUUAGACUCCCACACAGAACAUCUGCGGCCGUGUGCUUGUGCAUGGGAGUUCACUUCACUCUCCUGUGAUGUGAAAGCUGCCUGAUACUAUUUUGAAUAGAUUUUCUCUGUCCUAGAACAUCAGUACAUGAAGAGGAAUUGUCCAAAACUCCAUUUAUGGUUUCUAAACCUAUUUGUUUGAUUUAUUGUUUAUUAUCCUUGUUCAAAGCCUUUUCAUUGGACAGAUCAGACUGACCAUGACAGUAAACAUGUUGCUGGAUUGUUGGUCAUUUUUUAUCGAUGUGCUAGGGUGUCAUUUUCCUAAUGUCUGAAAUUAGCAUGUUGAGCACUUUAGUUAGUCUCCAUUCAAGAACACUGUUAAUUUCACUAAAUACUACCAUCCACAAUAUACACGUGAUAAAGCAGCAGUCUAUUGAAGCCCAAUUUGAAUGGGCCAAUAUACCACGGUUAAGGGCUGUUAUGAUGUCAUAUGUUUCAUUUUUCUAUCUGUGACUGUGCUUUAUAUAUUCUGAUGCUAUUUGUGUCUUUGUGUUGUAACAAACCAGAGAAUAAAAGACAAAUCAAUAAAUGA
Oncorhynchus nerka (sockeye salmon) is the source of this 4678-nucleotide messenger RNA. Its product is annotated as GTPase IMAP family member 8-like. Lineage: Eukaryota; Metazoa; Chordata; Actinopteri; Salmoniformes; Salmonidae. Gene Ontology annotation, molecular function: GTP binding. The transcript has 4 exons. The coding region runs from base 68 to 3688 and encodes 1206 amino acids. The record is from RefSeq and is a predicted model, not a curated record.